GGAACCUUCCUGCUGUGAUUGCGGUUAGCUACCGGAUUUGUUUGGGCGAGGCACCAACGUGACAACUUAAAAGCAGCCGUCAUUCCCGAAGCUCCGCGAGGAAGAUGAGCACCAAACAGGUGACCUGCCGGUACUUCCUCCACGGCGUGUGCAGGGAGGGAAGUCGCUGUAUGUUCUCUCAUGACCCGACCACCAGUAAACCCUCCACCAUCUGCAAGUUCUACCAGAGAGGAGUGUGUGCCUACGGAGACCGCUGCAGGUAUGACCACGUGAAGGCCUCAUUCAGAGGAGGGGCAGGACCUCCAGAGAACCAUCCUCCUAUGGGAGGAGCUGGGGGCGGGGCUCCAGAUAGAGGUGGGGCAAAGAAGACGAUGGUCCUUAGAGAAAGAGCCCUUGGUGUAGACACUAUGUUCGGGGGUCCAGUGGAGAGCUUGGGGCCGGGGCACAUAGCGGCAGCAGCGGCUCCUCAAACAUACGUGGACGCCAUCAGGACGGGUCUUGACAGCUCAGCACCAGAACAAGCGCCCCCCCCUCCCCCUGUAGGCGGGGCUUAUCAGGACCUCCCCCAGCUGUGUCCGUACGCCGCAGCUGGACACUGUUACUAUGAAGAAAACUGUACUUAUCUCCACGGCGACCUGUGUGAGGUGUGCGGGCUGCAGGUGCUCCAUCCUCACGACACAGAGCAGAGGAGAGCGCACGAAAAGAUGUGUAUGCUCGCCUUUGAGGCCGACAUGGAGAAGGCGUUUGCAGCCCAGCUCAGCCAGGACAAGGUGUGCUCUAUCUGCAUGGAGGUGGUGGUGCAGAAGGCAAACCCAUCAGAUCGCAGGUUCGGCAUCCUGUCCUCCUGCUGUCACACCUUCUGUCUUGCCUGCAUCCGACAGUGGCGCUGCACCAGAAACUUCAGCAACAAGAUCAUCAAGGCGUGUCCAGAGUGUCGAGUCUCCUCAGAGUUUGUGAUCCCCUCGGUUUAUUGGGUGGAGGACCAGGACGACAAGGACCACCUCAUAGAACUCUUUAAGUCUGGAGUUGGUAAGAAGGCGUGUAAGUACUUCGAUCAGGGUCGGGGCUCGUGUCCGUUCGGAGGGAAGUGUUUGUAUCUUCACGCCUUCCCCGAUGGGACCCGAGCAGAAGCAGACCGGCCUCGGAAACAGCUGAGCUCCGAGGGAAACGUCCGGUUUAUGAACAGCGUCCGUUUGUGGGACUUCAUCGAGGAGCGCGAGCAGCGACCCGCCGCAGCCCUGGAUGAUGACAUCACAGAGCUGAGAGAGCUCUUCAUGCAGAUGUCUGGUCCGAGCCACGAUGGUGCAGAAUCCGGUGCAGACCAGUGAGGACCAGAUCAGAUCAGGUCCACCUGUUAGGGGGGAGGGCGACCAUGUUUGUGGACAAGUAGUUAAAUAUAAAAUCAUGUGAUCACUCUGCAGUUCUCUGGUUUUCUUCAGUCUAUCAUUUCAUGAAGGUUAUUGAUUACCAAUUUAUCACUACCGUUUUAUUUAUAGUGUAAAUAAGCUAAUACAGAGUCAGUGUGAAGUCAUCCAGUGGUGCUGUAUUAAGCUAAUGUCAUUAUUUUCACUCUUAUCCAAACAAACCUAAAACCUUCCAGCGCUCUCACGGCUGACAAAGAUUUUAACAUGGAAUAAGAGACGAGCAGCAGUUAUAACAGUUUAACGUACGUGCAUCAAGCUGCAGCUUAAGAUUUUACUUUUCAUUUUUCCCUCUGUUUGUUUUAGUCAUCAACCUGUCUCAGAUAAGUGUAAGAAAUGUUAGAAUAUUAAAACAACAUCACCACAAGUCCUCGCAGGAGAGGCUA
Molecule: messenger RNA, 1807 nt
Organism: Notolabrus celidotus (New Zealand spotty)
Lineage: Eukaryota; Metazoa; Chordata; Actinopteri; Labriformes; Labridae
Gene: mkrn2
Product: makorin, ring finger protein, 2
Exons: 10
Coding region: 105-1328 (407 amino acids)
Biological process (GO): protein polyubiquitination
Molecular function (GO): metal ion binding; ubiquitin protein ligase activity
Source: RefSeq, a predicted model, not a curated record